AUGGAUUGCAUUUUUAUUUACAUCAUUAUGUUUUUUAAGCUGAUAAGGUUGUCGUUAUUAGGCACAAAUAAAAAUGCUGAUGACCUUAGUGAUUCGACACCUCAGUUAACAGGAAAAAGGAAAAAAUUAGAUCCUACCGAAGAUCUUAAAAACUGUUUUAAAAGAAGCUGUAAUAAUUUUUCAUCACUUGAAAAUAAUUCAGACAACACUCUAAAAAAAAUUGCUACUACAAGUUGUCAUUCAAAAAAUAAUUACGAUUCUGUAAAAACUCCCAAUUGUCAUGGCAUUAAGACUGAGGAAAGUUCAAGUUUCAAUCCUUCUGAUUUGCCUUUAAAAUUAAGUCUAAAAAGUAGAGAUUCUCUGAGUAACUGUGCUUCAAAUACUGAUUUUUUAAAGGAAAAUAAAUUAUGCGCUAAAAAGAACUCAAAUAUGUAUAACACUUCAGAAGCUAUACCGUCUGUUAAGUGUACAAAUUGCACUUUAGAACGAUGUACUUGUAAAGUUAUAGUUAAACACACAGAUUCUGCAUCAAAUCCCAUUGUUAGGGAUACGUUAAUCAAAAGUUAUGAGGCUAAAAUCUGUCUUUUAGUAAAAAAACUUGAGAGAUUAUUUUUUGUUUCGGAUCGUUAUUAUUUAAAUUUUCCGCAAAUGAAAAAUAUAACAUUUUUUAAGAAUUUUUAUUUACUAAGUUUUACAAAUAUUUCUGACAAAGACAAAGAAAAAUUUAAAAAAAUCAAAAAGAUGUGCUCAGACAAAUUAAUUCCUGUAAAAUACGCCGAAUUAACUAUUAUUUCUAUGUUUCAAAACAUUCUUGGGCUUCGAAAUACUGAUAGCUGUGAGUUUCAAAUUAUAAUAACUUGUUUGAGACAUAUGUUAGUUGUUUUUAACGAAAUUAGUAAUUCUUUUGAUGAAAUUAAUAUAAAAUUGCGUGGAUUAAUCUUUUUUGAUGAUAGAAUUAGUUACCUUAAUUAUAAAAUUGCAAAACUUAUGACAAAUCUACCGUUAGAAAAUAUGAUUACUGAGAUAAGCAAUUUACUGAAAGUAAUCGCGAUUUUAGAUCAUACUAAAGCAAGUUUGUUAAAAAAUCUUAAGAUUCUUAAGGAAAAAUUUUUAAUUGGUCGAAAAAAUUUAGUAAACAUUGAAGCGUGUUUGUGGGAUCUUAAAAGUUUAUUUUUAAGUUAUGACAUUCUUAAUAUUUUACUAAUAAAUAAAAAUUUAUUUGGUAUAGUUUGA
This is a messenger RNA of Vairimorpha ceranae, 1233 nucleotides long. RefSeq lists its product as hypothetical. The transcript has a single exon. NCBI's taxonomy places the organism in Eukaryota, Fungi, Microsporidia, Nosematidae. The record is from RefSeq and is a predicted model, not a curated record. Bases 1 to 1233 code for a protein of 410 amino acids.